Molecule: messenger RNA, 675 nt
Organism: Sitophilus oryzae (rice weevil)
Lineage: Eukaryota; Metazoa; Arthropoda; Insecta; Coleoptera; Curculionidae
Product: gustatory and odorant receptor 22-like
Exons: 4
Coding region: 1-675 (224 amino acids)
Biological process (GO): sensory perception of taste
Cellular component (GO): membrane
Source: RefSeq, a predicted model, not a curated record
AUGCUUGCCCAAGUCUAUCUCCAACCAGACAUGCUGCUAUGGCACAGCUUCGGGUAUUACCACAUUUUGGCCAUGCUCAAUUGCUUGUGUUCGCUGUGGUUCAUCAAUUGUACUGCCAAAGGACGGGUGGCUGGCUGGUUGGCUGAAGAUUUGCAUCUGGCUUUGCAAACCAAAGAUUCAGCUAGAAAAUUGGCGGAGUUCAGAGAGAUGUGGGUGGAUUUAUCUCAUAUGAUGCAACAAUUAGGUAAAGCGUACAGUGGCAUGUACGCUCUGUACUGUUUGCUGGUACUGCUCACGACUAUAGUAGCGACCUACGGUUGUCUAACUGAAAUAUUAGACAACGGCUUGUCUUUGAAACAAGCCGGGUUGUUCAUCAUAUCGUUCUACUGUUUAACGUUGCUUUUCAUUAUCUGUAACGAAGCUCACGUGGCAUCGAGAAAAAUGGGACCAGAAUUUAGAGAGAGGUUAUUGAAUGUUAAUUUAGCAUCUAUAGAUAGUCGAACCGUGGAAGAAAUAAACAUGUUUCUGACAGCGAUCGACCAGAAUCCGCCCAUCAUGAAUCUGAACGGUUACGCUAAUGUAAACCGAAAGUUAAUCACCUCAGUUGAAGAUGCACAAAGAGGGUCAUAUUCAGAGGAUGCUCUGCACCGUGCUUUAGAAGCUGUUCAUAAUUAG